GCAAGGUCAUGACUUCGCUGCGCAUGCGCAGAGCCGGUUCCCUGAGCUGUGUCAAUGUGGGGCGAGAAGCAGCAGAUCUGAGCGCUUUGCAGAAGAUUUUAUUAUCCGGAUCAAGUGUUCAGUCAUCGGAUCGUGUGUUUUCUCGGAUCGGAGCAUCAUGACCAGCAGCUCGAAGCGAAAAGAGGAGGUUCAUGCGGUGAACGGCGGAGUAAAGCAGUCCACAUGGAGCAAAGCCAUCAGCUGCAAAGCAGUGUGGGACGAGAAGGAUGAGUUUUUAGACGUUGUUUACUGGUUCCGGCAAAUCAUCGCUGUCAUAUUGGGUGUAAUAUGGGGUGUUGCACCUCUGAAAGGGUUUCUGGGAAUAGCCAUAUUCUGUAUCAUCAACGCAGGCGUCCUGUACGUGUACUUCAGUAGUUUCCAGCAGGUGGACGAGGAGGAGUACGGAGGAACAUGGGAGCUCACCAAAGAAGGCUUCAUGACUUCAUUUGCUUUGUUUCUGGUGGUUUGGAUCAUCUUCUUCACGGCGCUACAUUACGACUGAGGACUGCAGGACAGACAGAGACGGACAUUUAUUUAAUGUGAUCUGCAUGGAGCUACUUUUCCGAGGCGUCUGCAUAUGUUACCUUCAGCAUGUGUGCGCCGGAGGAAGAGGUGCAUCAUGGGUACAAGACAUGUUAAUAACCUUCUGGAACCCAGGGCUCAUUGAAAUAUGAAGCUGAUGUUGUCCAGUGCACUGCCAUGGCUAUUGGGUUAAUAACUGUUAUUUCUGUUUGUCCUCUCUGCUUUUUCUUGUUUGAUCGCCGCCGUAUCAAGCAGGAUUUAACUUAAUUUGACGUUUUUCUUAGUUUCUUUCACGAUUAGCAUCCAACACAGAUUGUCUUACUCUGUUAUGACCAGUAAAAUCAGAUAGGAGUGUGUAAAUUCUGUACAAUUCAUUUUAUCGAAUCCAUAAUGUAUUAAAGUAUUUCUUAUGUCUUGUUGAUGUAACAAACUGCUCAGUAUUUUAUAGUGUAUUGAUGGAAAUGCGAAUGGUCUGUAUGCUUGUCAGUAAGGAGGUGUACCUGAGGCCGUAGAGAGACUGUUUUCUGGAUGAAAUGUUUUGGAGAAUCAAAUAAUAAAGCUGGGCUUUGUCUGCCCUACACUUUUCAACAGACGCUC
Molecule: messenger RNA, 1158 nt
Organism: Onychostoma macrolepis
Lineage: Eukaryota; Metazoa; Chordata; Actinopteri; Cypriniformes; Cyprinidae
Gene: rab5if
Product: RAB5 interacting factor
Exons: 4
Coding region: 158-541 (127 amino acids)
Biological process (GO): mitochondrial respirasome assembly
Source: RefSeq, a predicted model, not a curated record